AUCACUCACACACACACGACACAGGUUGUGAGUUGUGACAUGAAAAAAGUUAAAAAAAAAUAAAAAUAAAAAUCAAACCCUUUUUUAUUUUGUGAUUUUCUUUACUCCUUCAUGGCUUUGAAAGCAACGACCCUUUUCUUACAACCUCAUCACUCAUACUUGUUGUUUUCCUCUUUUGUGUGAAUUCGAGUGAUACAUAUGGAGGAGGGGCAGUAUCGUAAUUUGGCAGCAAAGUCGUCGCCGGAGAUAGUAGAGAUUGCGGAGGAGAGUAAUAGCACAGCCGCCAGCAGAGAUGGUGGUGAUGUAUAUGUUGCUGUUGGUAAGCACGAUUUGCACGUGCUCAGAUGGGCUCUCGAUCAUGUCGUCUCGCCAGAGAGUCGUGUUUUUCUCGUCCACGUUUUCUCUCCGAUCACCUACGUCCCCACGCCAGUUGGGAGGCUAUCAAGAAGCCAGCUUAGCAAAGAUCAGCUGCAGGUUUAUAUAAGGGAGGAAAGCAACAAGAGGAAACACCUCUUGGACAAGUACAUUCAACUCUGCAACGACUCCAAGAUAAGUGUAGACACAAUGCUAGUAGAGAGCAAUGCAUCAGGCAAGGCCAUUUUGGAACUCAUUGGUGUUGCUAACAUCACUCAUCUUGUGAUGGGAACUAAACAAUCACCCUUCUCAAGGUUAUCGAGGAAGGGUGUAGGGAAGGGCGAAUAUGUCAAGAAAUAUGCACCUGAAUAUUGUGAAGUUAGUGUGGUAUAUGAUGAUGCCAAAAAGAUGAAGGAUGAGCAACCACAAAUUAGAGACGACUCCAAGAAUGCAUCUCAUCAAACACAACAAGUAACCAAGAAUUCUCAAAGGCACUUCUUUGAGUGUGUGUGCUUUUCAGGCAAAUUCGAUUGACAAAAGUUCCAUAAUUUGAAUUUUUCAAGAUUUUGUCCA
Molecule: messenger RNA, 927 nt
Organism: Salvia miltiorrhiza (redroot sage)
Lineage: Eukaryota; Viridiplantae; Streptophyta; Magnoliopsida; Lamiales; Lamiaceae
Product: U-box domain-containing protein 52-like
Exons: 4
Coding region: 199-888 (229 amino acids)
Source: RefSeq, a predicted model, not a curated record